UUAUCCCAGAUUCAAGAGUUCAUGCCUGAUUCGUUUGUUAUUCGAAAGAGUCGGAUCAGAACAUCAGAAUAAAGCUCGGAACAGUAAAGGUCACGUUACAAAGUCAGGAUCCUCAGAGCGAUAACUUGGGGUGUUGUGCUCUGUAAUCUUCCAGCAGAUAGCCAGCCACAGAACAAAGUCCAGGAUUGGUCAAUGCCUUCCUGAACGCUUGGUCAGGUCAGUGUGAGAGGGACAGACAUGCUGCUCUGUCCGUUUAAUCACAAGGUUCUGAACAGAAGAACAGAACUGACAUUCUCUCUGGAAAAACAGGAUUGAUUUCUUGCCUGGGUCCCCUCGCCUCUUCUCUCUCUCAGUUGGAAGUCUAUUCGGUUGGUUCAUGUUGUGAUAUUGCAUGGACAAGGGAUGAAAUAAACAAAUAAACAAUAGGAGCCUUUGGAAUAUGAAUAUUUGAGAUAAAAAUAAAUCAACAUGUCUGGACAUCAAACUCUAUAUUGGAGUAGCGAGGAACUUGUGUCUUCAUGUCUCCAGGACCUCCAUUAGAGGGGGUGAUGGACCAACUCACACCCCUCCUGACCCCUCCCCCAGGCAGCAGGACAGGGGGGCCUGACCCCUGGGACACGGUCAGGACCACACUCGUCUCAGAACGUCCCAGGUGGAGGAGGUGUGUCUCAGCCCUCAGGCGGUUCUCCUCCAGUCCUGUGGGGAAGCCCCUGCUCCCUGCCCUGGGCAUCAUCGCCAUCCUGGUGGUGACCGUCCUCUACAUCCUGGCUGACAAGCUGCGCUGCUUCGUGGCUAACAUCUUCGUACCACAGUAUCACUACCCAUAUGCUGCGCCACUCUGCUUCGCCCAGGUGUUGGUGAGCCUGCUAGCCUUGCAGCUCCUCCACACCCUGGGCCUGGUCCCCCUCAAGCCUUACUCCCUGUCUCUGGGCGAGAGGCUCCUGGUGCCCUCCAUCUGCGACAGUGUCCAGGCCGUGCUAAGCAUGUGGGCCCAGGCCGAGAGCAGCCACUCGGGCCUGUACCCCCUGACCAUUAGGCUGCUGCCCCUGCUGAGCGUGGGCUGGUGCCACGCCCUGGGACUGGCAGGGUCGCCGCCGCUCCACGUCACGGGCCUGGUCACCGUAGUGACCGUCACCUCCGUCACCAUCACAGCGUCGCUGGGCCUGUCGAGGGUGGAGCCCCUGGAGGGUGUGUACGCUCCUCUGGCCCUCCUCCUCCACAGCCUGUCUCUGGCCUGGAUGGCCAAGGCUGCAGAGGUGGAGUUACGGCGACCCGGCUCCCGCGUCUCCACCUUUGACCUGUAUUUCACCCUGCUGGUGAACCAGAGCCUGAUCCUGGGCUUCCUGUGUCUGUUGCACCCCAAAGGCCCCCAGGCACUGGGCGGGGCCAGUUGGCACAGCCUGCUCUUCAUUGGCUAUCUUUUGGCCAUCCUGCUCCUUGGGAUGGUUCAGCACUUCCUGGUGGACGUGACGGCGCUUCGCUUGUCGCCGUUGGUCGCGGCUCUCAUACACACGGCUCGGACCUUAGUGCAGCCGUUUUAUAGGUUCUAG
Molecule: messenger RNA, 1550 nt
Organism: Hypomesus transpacificus
Lineage: Eukaryota; Metazoa; Chordata; Actinopteri; Osmeriformes; Osmeridae
Product: solute carrier family 35 member D3
Exons: 5
Coding region: 519-1550 (343 amino acids)
Source: RefSeq, a predicted model, not a curated record